UGUCUUUUGACGGAAUCCUCAAGAAAGAGACGAGAAAAAAAGAUUUAUAUCCGUUUUUGUUUUGAGAAGCCGAGAAGGCAGAGUUCAAGAACGAUGAAGAAUGAGAACGACGCAGUGGUUUCCGACCAGUCACAGAGACACCGGAGAGGGAAAUCCCGUGAAGUAAGUUCGCGGUUUCUCUCGCAGGCCUCUGCAACGGAGGCCACCGCAGCGACGUCGUCUCCCAAUCAAGUUAUUUCUCCGACGCAGCGGAAAUCGAGAAGCAAUUCCUUCGAUGCUCGGAAACACCGAAGCCAAGAGGGCUCCAUAUUCGCUCAUGGGCUGUGGCCUUCUUCGACUACGUCGUGUACUACUUCUAAGAGAUUCGAUACUCUCGCGGAUUAUCUUGGAAAUGAGCGACUGAAGGACCAAAAAUCCACGACUAGUAAUGCGUCGAUCAACAAACAGAGGGGUUCGAAGGAGUUCAGUAGCGUCGAACCUGAAAAGGAAUGCGCCAAAGAAAACGACAGGCCGUUUAUUGGGGGUUCUUUGAGACAUUGCGGGAAAGUGCAGGGGAAAUAUUUAAGCUCUUCGUCGUCGAAAUUAUCAGUACAGAGUUCGGAAUCUGGGAGAUUGUCAGUGGAUGAGAAUGCUCUGUUUGGAAGAUCAUCAAGAAGGAAAUUGGAAAAUUUCAGGAACAGUUUUGAGUUGGAGCCGGAGUACAGCGACAUCGGGUCUCCGAUGUUGGGGAAAACUCCGACCAUAAUCUGCCGGAAACCCGGCAUAAUGAUCCCUUCCAAGUAUAUGAAUGAUGUUCUGCGAAGGCCUCAAAGAGGGUCUUCCGAUUCAAGCCUCUCGAACCCUGUUUCAUUCGAGGGUUCGCCAACAGCGAAGAAAACUUCAGCGAAAAACGCAAUCCAACGAGCUAAUUCAAUUUCAGGGCAUGGGAGUUCAAUGUCGCAGUGGGCAUUAUCGCCCGGGCGAUCAGGUUCGCCGCCGAUGUCGGUGGAGAACAAAGAAAAGCCGAUGUCAUUUUCUAGUUUAAAACCUCAGCCUGCAGUAAAAACUCCCUCAAAAGGCGCAACGGGGAUGGAGAAGUUGCUCAACUUGGGAUUGGACUUGUUCAAGAGCAGAAAAGCUUCGGUUUCCACGAAUUCCCCUGUAGGGACUGGAAUUUCAGAUAAUGUUCAUCAACUUAGAAUGCUCCAUAAUCGAUUGGUGCAUUGGCGUUUUGCGAACGCUAAAUCUCAUGCUGCCACUGCAAACUUAUCUAAUUUAGUAGAGAGAAAUUUGGCUAGUGCUUGGAAUGAUAUUGCAAAACUGCAGCUGUCUGUGCAACAGAAGAAGUUGCAGCUCCAGAAGGAAAAGCUCCAAUUCAAGUUGAACUUCAUUCUCCUUUCUCAACUGAAGCCAUUGGAAACAUGGGGAGGUAUGGAAAGGCAGCACUUAACUGCACUUUCAAUGACCAGAGACUGUCUACAUUCUGUUAUCUGCAGGGUGCCACUCAUUGAAGGUGCACAGAUUGAUGCUCAAACAAUGUCCAUGGUACUUAGACAAGCUUGUGAUCUCACAACCUCUAUCAAGUCAACGAUUACUGUAUAUGCUCCGCCGGCCAAGGAAGCUGCUUUCUUGCUGUCGGAAUUGGCAAGAUUUGUCGUACAAGAAAGACUGGUUUUGGAGGAGAUCUUUGAACUUCACAAAACCAUAUCAGCACUAGAGAUGGAAGAAAUGAGUUUGAAAUGUGGGAUUGUUCAAAUGAUCAAAACGCAGCAGCUACAACAACAGAAUGAAGAAUCUUCCAUUACUUGACUGACUUUCCCGUUGAUUUUGAUAGGUAUCUCGGGAACAUACAUGUACAAUAUACUUGACUA
Molecule: messenger RNA, 1850 nt
Organism: Momordica charantia (bitter melon)
Lineage: Eukaryota; Viridiplantae; Streptophyta; Magnoliopsida; Cucurbitales; Cucurbitaceae
Source: RefSeq, a predicted model, not a curated record